Messenger RNA from Ceraceosorus guamensis, 1053 nucleotides. RefSeq lists its product as hypothetical. Gene Ontology annotation, biological process: pyrimidine nucleotide-sugar transmembrane transport. The annotation marks the transcript as partial. Gene Ontology annotation, molecular function: UDP-galactose transmembrane transporter activity. The record is from RefSeq and is a predicted model, not a curated record. The transcript is spliced from 2 exons. Lineage: Eukaryota; Fungi; Basidiomycota; Exobasidiomycetes; Ceraceosorales; Ceraceosoraceae. Gene Ontology annotation, cellular component: Golgi membrane.
UUGGCGCUGCUAGCAAUUCAGACGAGCGCCAUUAGCCUAUUGAUCACUCACAGCCGGAAACCUUCACAAGACGAUCCAGGCAAACCCAUCUAUGCCAUCUCGACCGCGGUCCUCUUGGGAGAGCUAUUGAAAGGCGCUACUUCCACUUUGGCAGUCCUCUUGCAAAGGCUCCACCAUCACUAUCACGAGGGCUCCGCAGGAGAGAAGCGGAGCGCAACGCGAAGAUUGGCGCGGGUGUUGCCAAUUGCUGUCUCGGAAGCCCUUGAAGAACUCAAUAUCAAGAGCGGUCUCAGUCUGUCCAUACCGGCAGUCUUGUACGUAGUGCAGAGCAACCUACAAUUCCUUGCGGCUUCGUCUCUCGGCGCGGCUCAGUACCAGAUCCUGUCACAAAUCAAGAUCAUCUCCACCGCAAUUUUCUCGGCUUGCCUGCUUGGACGCGCAUUGACCAAGCGUCAAUGGGGUAGUGUCAUGGCGUUGGCUGCAGGGGUGGCGGUGGUACAAAUAUCGACGGCAAACACAUCGAGAGCAUCCGAUUCGAACUCGAACUCCCUGAUAGGAUUUGCUGCGGUCGUGAUGGGCUGCACGCUCUCCGGAUUUGCAGGGGUGCUUACCGAAAAGAUCCUCAAGCGAUCGACGGCCAGCAUAUUUGCUAGCAACUUUCACAUGUCUUGCUUCAGCAUUGUGCCAGCGCUCGUCAUGGUCUGCUUGGAAGGCUUGCAUGCAGCUUCCAGGUCGGUCGAGUACUCGGCAAACGGCCUGCAAUCUGGUUGGAACCCCAUGCGAGGCUUCGGACUCAUGGCUUGGUCGGUCGUCAUCCUCAACGCUGCAGGAGGGUUGCUGGUCUCCGCAUCUGUCAAGUGGGUGGACAGCAUAGCAAAGACGUUUGCCUCGUCGCUCGCUAUCCUCAUUAGCCUGGUCAUCACCUACUUGUUCAUCGACUCGAAAAUGCCAGCAAAUGUCGGCUUACUAGCGGGUACUCUGGUCAUUCUCUGCUCCGCGCUCUGUUUCAGCAGAGACGCUGUGAACGCGACAGCAAGUCGGACUGGCUACACA